Galleria mellonella (greater wax moth) is the source of this 4251-nucleotide messenger RNA. It is a transcript of the gene Vps26, whose product is annotated as vacuolar protein sorting-associated protein 26B-like. The record is from RefSeq and is a predicted model, not a curated record. The transcript has a single exon. NCBI's taxonomy places the organism in Eukaryota, Metazoa, Arthropoda, Insecta, Lepidoptera, Pyralidae. Gene Ontology annotation, biological process: retrograde transport, endosome to Golgi; intracellular protein transport. Gene Ontology annotation, cellular component: endosome; retromer complex. Bases 173 to 1492 code for a protein of 439 amino acids.
GACAGCCGACAUGAUAUCAGUCGCCAUCUUUGCUUCAAUCUUUCAAUCCCCUUACCGAUUCGCGGGCGUUUCAUCGCCGUUUUUUCAAUGUAUUGCUCAAAUAAUUCAUUAUUGUUCUUGUCGAAAGCCACGUAAAAGUUUCGGAAAUCUCGCGUAACAGUUAAGUGUAAAAAUGAGCUUCUUUGGAUUCGGCCAGACGGCGGACAUCGAAAUACAUUUCGAUGAUGCUGACAAACGAAAAGUUGCUGAAGUGAAAACCGAUGACGGCAAAAAAGAGAAGUUAUUACUUUAUUACGACGGCGAAACUGUCUCUGGUCGUGUGAACGUCACUUUAAGGAAGCCAGGAUCAAAACUAGAACAUCAAGGUAUCAAGGUCGAGCUUAUAGGUCAGAUUGAAUUAUUCUACGACAGAGGCAACCACCAUGAAUUUAUAUCGUUAGUGAAGGAAUUAGCUCGUCCUGGAGAUUUAUUACAACAUACUUCGUAUCCUUUUGAAUUUGCUAACGUCGAAAAACCUUACGAAGUGUACACAGGCGCUAAUGUCAGACUAAGGUAUUUCCUUCGAGCGACAAUCAUACGCCGUCUCACAGACAUAGUAAAAGAAGUGGAUAUUGCUGUUCACACGCUAUGCAGCUAUCCUGAUGUGCUUAACUCGAUAAAAAUGGAAGUAGGCAUAGAAGAUUGUUUGCACAUAGAAUUUGAAUAUAACAAAUCAAAGUAUCACUUGAAAGACGUAAUAGUGGGCAAAAUUUAUUUCCUUCUUGUGCGAAUCAAAAUUCGACAUAUGGAAAUCUCAAUUAUUAAAAGGGAAACAACUGGUUCUGGGCCUAACACCUUUACAGAGAAUGAGACAGUUGCUAAAUAUGAAAUCAUGGAUGGGGCCCCAGUUAGGGGUGAGAGCAUUCCUAUUAGAGUGUUUUUAGCUGGUUAUGACCUAACACCUACAAUGAGGGACAUAAACAACAAAUUCUCUGUAAGGUAUUAUUUGAAUUUGGUCCUUAUGGACACAGAGGACCGGCGUUAUUUCAAACAACAAGAAGUAACACUAUGGAGGAAGAGUGAUAAGUCGAGACUGCCAUUACAUAAUCCACACCUCCCACAGACAUUAUCACAUCCAGCUCAUUCAUCAACACCAAGACAGCUGAGUGCUUCAAGUGAAGACAAUUCUGCUAGAGGUGUAUCCCCUUUGCACCCAGAGAAUUCCAUUCAGAGGUCAAUUUCACCAUCAACUAAUGAGGAUGAGAAACGUAAUGGCCCUAGUGAAAUGGAGCAAGAAAAACCUGAUAUAAUAACAAAUAAGUUAUCAAACACUCAUAUUCAUAAUGAGGUUGAUGAUGCUACUGAGCAAUCUGUUGAGCCAAGUGAAGACAAACCUCCGAUUGCAGAAAAACCAGUGCUAGUGGAAAAACCACCAGUUUCAGAGAAGCCACAAAUUGCUGAAAAACCCAUACUAAAUCGACCAGAAACAGUGGAAGCCAAUUCAAGUCAAUAGCCGAUAUGCACAUGCUCGGUUGACUUAACAGUCGCCGACGAGAUGAACUGUAUGUUUUCUUACUUGAAGACAAUUGUUUAGAAAAAAGCAACUGAUACACAAUAUUGGACAUGUUAUUGUAGUACCACAUUUUUUUAGUUGUAUGUUGAAAACAUUUAAAAGUUAUUACCAAUGUUUCAGACAUUUAAUUGUAGAACAUUCUAUGAAAUUAAGUGUACAUUGCUAUAAGCCUCUAUAUAAUAAUGUUUAUAAAUAGAUAUAUAUUCCUUUAUUACAAGAGUAAUUGUAAUAAAGCUAAUAGUUUAUAUGUAUAAAUGAAAGCAAUCCAGUUGUGGUUGGUAUAGGAAGAUAUUAGAUAAUAAUUUGAAAAAUGAAAUGUAUAUCUACUUUAUAAUGCUUUUGGAGUUAAAUCAAUUUAUAAAGAAACAAAUUCUACCCUCAAUAAUGUGAGAAAUACUUAGCAGCUUUCACUAAAUCAAAAUAUUAAGACUGCAGUUGAUAAAUGAAAUGGCCAUAUUAUAAAAUUUUAAAAGUUCUCAAUUGUUAUUUUUUUUUUUUAUAAAUCUUUUAUCUGUAAGGUUAAAGGUACCUGUUUCAUAUCUUUUAUUACUUUUUAUCAUUCAUAAGGAAAGACAAAUUACAUAUUUAACGUUGGAAUUUGCAUAGCCACUACACAAUUCAAAAUUACUGAUUUUAAAAUCGGAAGUCAAAUUGUCUUAUUGCUCUGUUUAUAAACGAUUUAGAAUUUAAUUUAGUGAAAAACUUCAUACCUUGAUUUAUUAAUUUAUUACAUUUCAUAAUUAUUUUAUUUAAUUUUUUUACAAUUUUAUGUUAACUACAAAUAAAUCUACACAAUUUUUAAACUGAAUCAACAUCUACAAUUAAUUAUACUACAUUUAUUUAUUGUUAAUAUGCAUUGAUAAAAAACUUGUCCUAUUAUCAGUAUUUUUAUCAUAAUUGUUGUUUUUUUUUACACAAGAAAUAUAACAGUUAUUUAUAUUGUUGCAUGUUUACUCACAUUGAUUUGUAUUCGCAUAUAAAAAAAGGUCGUAUUUCAAAAUGUAAAUCUACCCUCGAAAAUAAAUACGUCUAAAGGAAGAUUCACAAAAAAAUAGUUGAAAUUGCUGUAAGAAAUUAUUUUGUUUUUUACAUAUUUUACAUUGAACCAGUUGUCUUUUAACAUUUCGACCUUUAUUAUUAAAUAAGUUUUAUUUACUUUCAUGGCCGCAUGUCCUAAAUAAAAAUAGUUUAUUAUUACAGUAGCUUUAAUGUAUAUGUCAAAAGACUAUUAAAUAUAAUAGAAGUAACAGAUCACGGGCUUUCUGAAGUAUGUGGUUUGUAGGUAGCUAUGAUAAAAUCAUUAAUUCGACUUCACUUGAAAUAAUUAGCAUUACAUGAUAAUGUGCACUCUCCAUGGCGUCAUGAUAAGGCCCCAUCACCAGCUUGUUUGAUGUGCAUUCACAUUGCAUUUUGAUACGUUUGAAAAUAAUGUAAAUUUUGUAUAGGAUUGCGUAAUUAAGAUAUUUCAAUUAUAUAAACGAUUGUUAAAAAUAAAAAUAUUGAUUCACGGUUGAAGAUCUGUUGGUUAAUACGAAGUGUGAUUAGUAUAAAAUAAAAGUAAUACACGUACUAACAAUAAUCUAUUAAGACAGUGUCCAAAAUGGUAUCAUGUGAGAUAGCUGAUAGACUGUUUGUAUGCUAAGUAGGUAGCGCACUGAGACAUUUUUAUUUAUUGUCAUAUUAAUUCUUUUUAUAUCCUUUCAUUCUUCAAGCACAUUGUGAAGAAAAUAUUUAAUGAUAUAAAAAGAACGUAACUUUAUAGUGCAAUUAUUAUGCACCUAUUGCUACUUAUGCAAAUGGUAGUACUUCCAGUUAAGUUUUAUUUCCAUAACUUUAAGUAGCUAAAUUCUGAAAAAUCAUGACUUAGAAAAGAUAAUAUCCUACAGUGCCAUCUUACAAUUACAAACCCUAUUUACAUUAAAAAUACAUCUGUCGUAUUAAAACUUGUAACUGAUGGUCUUACACUACCUAUUUACUAACUUUAUUUUCAUAUUUAAGCAUUAUUGUGAAAUGGUGAAAACAGCGAAUAAAAUGUUGCAUUGUAUAGUUGGUGCCUACAUCAAUUUAUAUCAAUUGAAAGUAUCAAGCGUACUUCGUCUCAAUUGUAACUUUUGUCGGGAUAUUAGGAAAUGAUUAUAGUCCCCAUACAUUAGUAAACACCGCUGUCUGGGUAUAGAGUGGACGUUACUGACGCCGACUGUACUGUACACUCCUAACUACAAACUUGUCAAAUUCUAUGAUUGCCUCUUUAUUAUUUAAUCUAUUAAACAAAAUACAGACACAACGAAAUAAAAGAGAAAUACGAUUUUGUUAACAAUAAAAGACAACGUCGAUACAAUUUUAAAAUGUAAAUGCAUUUUGAAAUGUGUACUGAAAAUUAAUCUUGUAAUAUUGAAUUAGGUUUCAAAAUGGCAUCUAACCGUGAUUAUACACAUGCCAAUGGCGAAAUUUCCACUGAACGUCAUCGUACUCGCGAAAACUUAGUCCACAUGUGGUUUCCCGAGUAAUAAUAUAGCAUUAGUAUGUUUUAAUCAUGAAAAUUAGUAUGAAGUCCAUGUUAUUUAAUCUUCUUUUUAUUAUUAUAUCAUCAAAUUAAUUUACUACCUUCUUGUAUAAAAAGUUAUCGUUUUUCUUAAGGGAUUAAAAACUCGUGUCUAUUAUAUCAUAUUGUUAAUAAAAUAUAUGUAUAAAUUGCUGAA